UCUGGGGAUCCAUACCACCAGCCGCGGGCGCCGUCCCUCCCCUGCGGCAACCACCUACCCCUCCCCUGCUCCGCCGCCGCCGGCCACCACCACCCGCUGCGAUAGCACCUGGCCCACACCUGCCGUCCGGCUCCGGCCACCAGGAUUGUCCUCCGCCGUCAUUUCCUGCGACAACCCUACCCCACACCUGCCGUCCGGCGCUCCGGCCACCACGACUCUCCUCCACCGCCAUCCCAUGCGACAGCCCCCCACCCCAGACCUGCCGUUCUCCCCUUGCCACCACGACUCUCCUCCUCUCUCAUCGCACCCCCCCGCCACUGCAUCCCCUGCCGUCCGGCCGCCGGCCACCACCGCUCUCCUUCGUUGCCACCACCUCCGGUACCUGGGCUAUUAUGCCUGGCUGCGUUUCGGGCGAAAUAAUCUCGCGGAAGACGGAGGCGGGAGAAGAGUUGAUUUCCUUGUGCAAUCGGGGAAGAGCAGAGACAUUUCAAACAGACUAUCACAUACGGAUGUAUGUAGACAUAUUUUAGAGCGUAGAUUCACUUAUUUUACUCCGUAUGUAGUCAUUUGUUGAAAUAUAUAGAAAGACAAAUAUUUAAAAACGGAGGGAGUACUAUCCUUCCUUUUGUAGGAAUUGUGCAACCGGGGAAGAGAGGAGAUAAAUUUAUGUUUGUGCGGCAAGCGUAAUCUGAAAGGAGUAUUUUUUUUCCGGAAGAGUUUGUCCGUUGAGAAGUUGUAAUCCGGAUCCUCCUCCCUCUCCUCUAAUAUCUCCUCCCUUUUGGAGGAGGGCCUGCCGUCGAUUAGUCCGCCGGCCUCAAUAAAUAGAGGAGCGGGGGGAGUAGCAGGGGGCUCUGGUUGAUCGAAUAAGUUGGCGUCCCUGAUCUUAUUUUGGCCGGCGAUUAGUCUGCUUUCUUGUGCAAGCCUAUAAAUAAAUAGAGGAGGAGGGGGGAUUCAAAUUAGGUCGAUCCAAAUAGUGCAGACGUCCCAUCAUCAAGAAGACCAGUUUUUUUAGAUCAUCAGCAAGGUCAGAAAGCCCUCCCCAUCACCCCACUUACAUUGUGUGUUCAACAAGACCAGUUGUUGAUCCGACCAGCCAUGACGAAGAAAAGACAUCACCGCAGACGCAAUGUAAAUGCAACACAGAAAGCAACUCACAACAAAGAUGCUGCCAGCAGCGAAGAAGACACAGACAGGCUUACCAAGCUGCCUAAUGACCUUCUGCUAAACAUUCUGGAGAGGGUGGACACGCUCGAUGCAAUAAGGGCCUGCAUCCUCUCGAGACAAAUGAUGAAGCUCCGCACCAUGCUCUCGCAGUUCUUCUUAAGUUGUAGUUCCAUUCCAGGUCACCAUUUCAACGUCAGUGAAUUUGUCAGAACCAACGGUGUUGUGGCUCAUGUAACGGAUAACAUCUUGAGCACAAGGAGCCCAGAGAUCACCAUCAGCAGACUCAAAAUCAGAUUCCUCUUGGUGCAACCUGACUGUUACACAAUUGGCAAAUCUGUCGCCCAUGCCAUGGCAACACAGAAGGUUGGCGCGGCUGAGUUUCAGAUCGUAACAGACAAGACUCAUUUGAUGUGCUCUCCUGCCGAUCUCCUCGACCAUGCAAAGCAGCUCAAUGAUUUCUUCGGUGCUUGUCGUGAUGCAUUUGCUGGCCUCAGGCGCCUGUGGCUGUGCAAUAUGAGGUUUGGUGGUGAACUGGACAUACCCAACAUCCUCAGCACUUGCAAGCUCUUGGAGUCUUUGCGUUUAACCCAUUGCGACUCUGGGAUGAAUUCUGUGCUGCAACUAGAACAUGCUCAGCUUACCGAGCUCGAGGUCGACUAUGGGAAAUUUGAGAUAGUUGAGCUGACAUGUCUACCGAAACUCCAACGGGUGAGCUAUAAGAGUUGGUUCUACUCUGAGAAAGAUCCCCUGUAUUUUGGUUUUGUGCCACAGCUUUCAAAGCUGAGGCUUGCUAAAACUGGCUCCAGAUCGACUAGGACUCUUGAGUUAAGUCAGCUCCUCGGUAAUGUUCCUUCCAUAAGCGAUCUGCAUCUGGAUUUUGAAAGUGAAAAGAUUUGGGUUCUACCAGAAAGCCCGGAGCUGCUUAGGCCUGUGCUCAGCAAACUACAGCAUGUGAUUCUGGACAAACUUCCUGAAGAAUGUGAUUUAGCUUGGACAAUGUUUAUUCUUGAAGCUGCACCGUCCCUCAAAGAGCUGUGCAUUACAGUAUGGGAUCAUUGGUGCCAUAUGGUGAUGAGAGACAAAGAGUUUCGGGAGAGAAAUGGCUACUGUGAAAAGGCAGACGUGGAGUGGAAGCCACAUGCCCCUGCUUUCAAGCACAAGAAUCUGGUUAAGCUCACCAUCUAUGGCUUCCAACCUGACGACAUCUUUGUGCGAUUCAUCAGGUGUGUCAUGGAACAUGCGGUUCAUAUGGCGGAGAUAUGUCUGCAUGACAGGAAGGUAUGUCUGCGCUGUGGUGACUUGGAUCCCAAGAUGAAGUGCCCAUCGAGAUAUCCACGGAACGCUGAUGAGCGCAUGCAGAUCAUUGAAGAACUGGGGAUGUCUUUGCCUGGUUUUGUUCGCUUCAUGUCGUAGUUGAGAAAAAGAGAUGUAUGUCACCUUUGUGGUAGUUUGUAAGCCCUCUGAACUCUGUAAUUCCGUAGUUAUCGCGCUUGUACUCUUGCUUAAGCUAUGUGAACUGUCGCCUAAUGAAGAAAAUAUUUAAUACUGUAGUAAA
This is a messenger RNA of Aegilops tauschii subsp. strangulata, 2719 nucleotides long. RefSeq names its product putative F-box/FBD/LRR-repeat protein At5g22610. Lineage: Eukaryota; Viridiplantae; Streptophyta; Magnoliopsida; Poales; Poaceae. Gene Ontology annotation, molecular function: protein binding. The record is from RefSeq and is a predicted model, not a curated record.